AGCUCGGACGAGGAGAAGCAGCUGCAGCUCAUCACCAGCCUCAAGGAGCAAGCAAUAGGCGAGUAUGAAGACCUUAGAGCGGAGAACCAGAAAACAAAGGAAAAGUGCGACAAAAUUAGGCAAGAACGAGAUGAAGCCGUUAAAAAACUGGAGGAGUUUCAGAAAAUCUCUCACAUGGUUAUAGAGGAAGUUAAUUUUAUGCAGAACCAUCUUGAAAUCGAGAAGACUUGCCGGGAGAGUGCUGAAGCUCUGGCCACAAAGCUAAAUAAAGAAAAUAAAACAUUGAAGAGAAUCAGCAUGCUCUACAUGGCCAAGCUGGGACCAGAUGUGAUAACAGAAGAGAUAAACAUCGACGAUGACGAUUCAGGUCCAGACACGGAGGGUGCCGGUGACACUUGUGUCUCGAUACAGUGUCAGAAGCAAAUCAAAGAACUUCAAGAUCAAAUUGUAUCUGUUCAGGAAGAAAAGAAGACAUUGGCCAUUGAACUGGAAAAUCUCAAGAGCAAACUGGUAGAAGUGAUUGAAGAAGUAAAUAAAGUCAAACAAGAAAAAGCUGUUUUGAAUUCAGAAGUUCUUGAACAGAGAAAAGUCUUAGAAAAGUGCAAUAGAGUUUCCAUGUUGGCAGUGGAAGAGUACGAGGAGAUGCAGGGAAACCUGGAGCUGGAGAAAGACCUUCGGAAGAAAGCAGAGUCCUUUGCUCAGGAGAUGCUCAUUGAACAGAAGAAGUUGAAGAGACAGAGCCAGCUUCUGCUGCAGAGCUCAGCCCCUGACCAGCAGCUUCUGAAGGCUCUCGAGGAAAAUGCCAGACUCACCCAGCUCCUUGAAGAAGAGAGAAUGAAGCAUCAACAAAAGGUCAAAGAAUUAGAAGAACAACUGGAAAAUGACACUCUCCACAAGGAGAUCCACAACCUCAAACAGCAGCUGGAACUUCUAGAAGAAGAGAAGAAGGAACUGGAGCUCAAGUACCAGAAUUCUGAGGAGAAAUCCAGAAAUCUAAAACAUUCAGUGGAUGAACUCCAGAAGCGGGUCAACCAGUCUGAGAACUCUGUCCCGCCCCCACCUCCUCCACCACCACCUCUGCCUCCGCCACCUCCCAAUCCCAUCCGGUCCCUCAUGUCCAUGAUCCGGAAACGGUCGCAUCCCAGCGGAAGUGGUGCUAAGAAAGAAAAGGCAGCCCAACCAGAGACAGCUGAAGAAGUCACCGAUCUGAAGAGGCAAGCGGUUGAAGAGAUGAUGGAUAGAAUUAAAAAGGGCGUUCACCUUCGACCUGUGAAUCAGACAGCCAGACCCAAGGAGAAGCCAGAAUCCUCCAAAGGCUCUGAAAGUGCAGUGAAUGAACUAAAAGGAAUACUGGGGACACUUAACAAAUCCACUAGUACAAGAAGCUUAAAAUCCCUUGCCACUGAGAACAGUGAAACUGAGUUAGAAAGGAUUUUGCGUCGCAGAAAAGUGACGGCAGAAGCAGAUAGCAGUAGUCCAACCGGGAUAUUAGCCACCUCAGAGUCCAAAUCCAUGCCAGUGUUGGGUUCUGUAUCCAGUGUAACAAAAACAGCCUUGAACAAGAAAACUCUGGAGGCAGAAUUCAACAGCCGGUUCCCCCCAACACCUGUGCCAGGUGAAGGGCCCCGUAAAUUGGAAGGAUGCACACGUCCCAAGGUUACGUUUCUGCCUCCCAGUGAUGCUGCAUGCAGGGGUACAGACGUGGAUGGUGAAAACCAAACCGGACCUGUGGUAGUUUUAGAUCCCAUUUCCACACAUGAACCCCAAACCAAAGAUCAGGUGGCUGAAAAAGAUCCAACUCACCUCAAGGAGGAUGAAGGCGAAAUUGAACCAGAACGCAAAGAAGACAACAACAACGACGACGACGUUGAAAAAACCGGAGAGAUAGACAGCUCCAGCUGCUGA
This is a messenger RNA of Elephantulus edwardii (Cape elephant shrew), 1905 nucleotides long. RefSeq names its product KIAA1598 ortholog (gene SHTN1). Lineage: Eukaryota; Metazoa; Chordata; Mammalia; Macroscelidea; Macroscelididae. The transcript is spliced from 17 exons. The record is from RefSeq and is a predicted model, not a curated record. The coding region runs from base 175 to 1905 and encodes 576 amino acids.